Messenger RNA from Tuber aestivum (summer truffle), 353 nucleotides. Lineage: Eukaryota; Fungi; Ascomycota; Pezizomycetes; Pezizales; Tuberaceae. The record is from the annotation of a GenBank genome assembly.
AUGAAAAUACCGCAAAGGCCGACUCCCGCAUUAGGACGUGUUGAGCGAAGUCUUCAACGACGACGGGACCUGGAGCUCAUCUCUCUUCUACAACACCACCUGCGAAGCCUUUCCGGUGAUCGACCUCCGCCUUGCUCGGGCGGUAGGCCCGUCCGCGGAGCUAUACAGCAACAAUUACAGCACUGACGGCAUAGGAGCAAGAUCCGCGGUCGCGUAUGACCUCGUCAAGAAACCCCCCGCAGAGGGUGCAGACCAACUGGGCACUGUUCACGGCAUUGGGUGUGGAUGUUGCCAUAACCGAGUUUGAUGUUCGAAAGAGAUUGCCGGCGGACACGGAGAAGUUGGAACAGUAG